Molecule: messenger RNA, 3066 nt
Organism: Triticum turgidum subsp. durum (durum wheat)
Lineage: Eukaryota; Viridiplantae; Streptophyta; Magnoliopsida; Poales; Poaceae
Source: the annotation of a GenBank genome assembly
AUGGGGGCGGUGGCCGCUUCCGAGCAGAGGGCGAAGAAAACGAUGAAGGAAGCAUUAGAGGAGAUAGAGCCGCUCCCCUGGAGGAUGUCCGAACUGCUGCAGUACCAUAGCGGGCGGCGCCUCAGUGCUGCCGAUGACCGAAUAUUACAGAUUUUCCGGCUCGUUGUGGUCGAGCUGAGAGACAUCGCAGCAUCACUGGACCAGCUUCUGCCACUGCUGGAUCUCAGACCGUACCAUGUCGAGAACUAUGAGCUGUGGCUGCUCAAGUUGAGGAAUCUGGCUCGAUAUAUCGGGAACCACCUCGAUAAGUACGAGCGUUUCAUCACAAGAAAAGAACAGGAAACGUAUGUGCGAACUGCCUGCUUCCGUUGUGAUUCAGAGUUCCGGUUACCGCAUCCGGAUGUAACGCGACUCAUCGAGGAAGAGCUUUCCUGGAUCAACGGACAACCUUACAGGUACGAGCAUCUUAUGUUGGCCGGAGAUGACGAUAGUAUCCCCUUAAGUGGGAUGCCGCAGCUGCAACCCUACGCGACGGAGGCCGGGACCGUUGCACGCGGGGACCUUCUUGUUGGCAUCGAGAGCACCAGAAAGAAGCUGCUCAGGUGGUUCACGCCCGCCCAGGAAGACAACAUGGCUCUCAGUAUCGUGUCCAUGGUUGGACCCGCUGGGGUGGGGAAAACGGCUCUUGCCAAUGAGCUCUACCGACACCUCCAACAAAUCGGAGGUGAUGGACCCUACUUCGAGUGCUACGCUUUGGCCAAUGUGUCCCCGAGGCCUUGCAUCAAGGUGCUUCUGAGACACAUUCUCUGCCAGAUCGACAAACAAGCAGCUAUAGCACCAGCGUCGAUAUCCACGGGGACAUCCGAAAUCACCAUGUCAGAAGACGGCGAGGACCAGGAUGAGCAGGAGCUGGUUCGCAACAUUGAUCAGUACCUUCAAGACCGCAGGUACCUCAUCGUAAUUGACGAUCUUUGGAAAGAAUCCGAUUGGGAUAUCAUCAGCAGUGCUUUGCCACGUAAUAACAGAGGAAGUCGGAUAAUAGUAACUACACGAAUCAGGAGCGUGGCUUGGUACACAUGUUGUUCCAAUGGUCUGAUGCAUGAGGUUAAGCCUCUUAACGAGCUAGAUUCACAAAUGCUUCUGUUGCAAAGUGUUUUCGGCUCCAAGAACUAUUUGUGGCCAGACAAUUUGAAGCAAUCUCGUGAUGAAAUUUUGAGACGCUGUCAAGGUAUACCAUUCUUCAUAUCUGGUAUGGCUGACUGGUUGAGAGAACAAGAGGUCCAGAAAUUCUAUAGCAACGGUAGCCUGGACUGCCUGGUAGAAGAAGUUCCCCAAUUUCCCAGACUGCUCAAGCAAUUCGAACAAACAUUGUAUCCUACUUAUGAUGAUCUUCCAUACUGGUCGAAAGUAUUGCUGCUAUACAUGAGCAUGUUUCCUGAGGGUUAUAUGUUUAACAAGGAUAGUCUCAUUCGGAAAUGGAUCGCCAAAGGGCUGAGUGGUUCGUAUGAAGAAGCAGAGGCGUGUUUCUCCAUGCUUAUCGACAGGAACGUCGUCACGCGAGCAAUAAACAUUUGGGAGCCCACCACUCAAGUGGAGGAAAAUUGCCGUUGGCAAGUAAAUUAUUUCAUGCUGCAGUUCCUGGCUUACAGAUUGGAUGACAAGGGCUUUGCUUGUGCCAGCGGCAUGCGCUGCGCUUCUCCAGAAGCAAUGGGAAACAAGAAACUGCGGUGGUUGUCUGUAAACCAGCCUGACCGGGAGCUCGAAAUGCUUCUGAGUAGAAGAAGCAACCUUUCUCACUUCCACAACGCUCGUUCGUUAUCUAUAUCUGGUGCGGUGGACGACCUACUAUUCCCUCUUGAUAAGUUUAUCUAUCUGGUGGUGUUGGACCUUGAAGGUUGGCAGUGCUUCAAGGACGAAGACAUGUUGUUGAUAUGCAGCAGCAGGAUGCUCCUUCUCCGUUAUCUGAGCGUGAAGAAUACAAGAGUCCGCAAGCUCCCUGCCAAGAUCAAGGAGCUGCGCAGUUUGGAAACGUUGGACAUGAGCCACACAGAGGUCAGUGAGCUCCCAUCAGAAGCGUGCGAGCUGUCACGGUUGGAGAUGCUGGACCUAAGGAGCACGCCAGUCAGGCAGCUGCCGGAACAAAUCCGGAAGAUGCGGUCGAUGAGGCAUCUGCUCAUUGGCGAUUAUGGAGAUGGCCGCAACGGUGGAACGACAAUUCCCGAUGGGAUUGGGUGUCUCUUGGAUCUUCGUACUCUAGCAACCGUUCAUCUAAGCGUAUGCUCCGCAAGACUCGUAGAGGCGCUUGGUGGAAUGGAGAAACUAACAGAGUUGGCCAUAACAUGGUCUUUUCACCAGUGCUCCAACAGAAGAUACCAAGAAGCUCUGCACUGUUCCUUCCAAAAAUGGCGGGGGCUCAAGUCUCUGUCGAUCCAUGGCGGACAAGGUUCUUGCGUUGAGUUCCUAGAUUCUCUGCCUGAUCAAGGUCGGUCCAAUGAUCUUGAGAAAUUCAAGGUGACGGGUGGUGGAAGGUUCGUCAGGCUUCCACAAUGGUUCCAGGGGCUCGAUUGCCUUGCUUUUGUGGAGAUCACGGUUUUGAGGCUAGUGACAGAAGAUCUGAGUAUCCUAACGAACUUGCCGAGCUUGGAGCACCUUUCGCUCGGUCUGGACUUCCUCCCAGAGGAAGCAAUAGUGAUUGGCAGGGCUGGGUUCCGCAAGCUUGAGAGGUUGUGCAUUGGCUGCCGAUUCCCAUGGCUCACUUUCAGCCAAGGUGCCAUGCAGAGGUUAAGAUAUCUCGAGAUGAAGAUUGGCGGACACCCAGUGAGUCGAUCAGGCAGCGUUCUUGCGGGUAUCAACAACCUCUGCUCCGUGUCGGAGGUGUCCAUCCAUUACAACGUACGCUACAGCAACAACCGUGGUGUCAUCUUGACGAUUGAGACGGUGAGGAAGGAAGUAGCUGAGCAUCUGAACCCGAUCAGCGUAUUUGUCAACGGCAUACAAGAUCAAGAUGAGAAUUUUGAGGCAGUUGCAGGGAUCAGUGGCGAUGGGGGUGUUGAAGGGUUGCAUUAG